This is a messenger RNA of Phragmites australis (common reed), 1729 nucleotides long. Its product is annotated as peroxisomal membrane protein 11-3. The transcript has 2 exons. The record is from RefSeq and is a predicted model, not a curated record. Bases 183 to 866 code for a protein of 227 amino acids. Lineage: Eukaryota; Viridiplantae; Streptophyta; Magnoliopsida; Poales; Poaceae. Gene Ontology annotation, biological process: regulation of peroxisome size; peroxisome fission. Gene Ontology annotation, cellular component: peroxisomal membrane.
UGAUUCGUCGUCGUCCUCCCUCGUUCGUCGAUACGAACCGAGACGAAAUCCCCAAUACCCCUCCACGGCUCUCGCACCCCACCCCCCUCCAAAGAAAAUCAAACACGCAAUCGCCGCCAAGUAGGUUUACGACCCAGGGACGCCGUUGCUCUCGCUCCUCCUCCACGCUAACGCCAGCCGCCAUGCCCUCCUCCGAGUCCCGCGACUUCCUCGCCCACCUCGAGGUCUACCUUGCUCGCCGCGACGGCGUCGACAAGCUCCUCAAGAUCUCCCGCUACGCCGCCCGCCUCGCGCUCGCCGCGGGGCCGCCGCUGCCCCCCGCCGCCUCCUCCCGCCUCAAGUCCUUCGAGUCCAGCGUCGGCCUCAGCCGCAAGGCCUUCCGCCUCGGCAAGUUCGUGCAGUCCCUCAACGCCCUUCGCGCGCACCCGCACCUGCCCCCGCCGCCCGCGCUCCUUGCCUACGGCGGCGAGGGCGUCUACUACUUCAUAGAGCAGUUCGUCUGGCUCGCCAAGGCCGGGCUCCUGCCCGCGCACCUCCUCCCCCGCCUCCAGCGCCUCAGCGCCUGGGCCGAGCUGCUGGGCUACGUUGGCUCCAUCACGAUUAAGCUGGAAGAGGUGGCGAAGAUGAAAUCGUCCAUCAGGAAGCAGCUUGCGGAGGGCUGCGGGGAGGAGAGCGAGGCAGUGAGGACGAUGCGGGGUAAGCUGCUGCUGAAGCGGAUGUCGGUGGUGCAGGACGUGGCGGACGCGGUCAUGGCGCUAGGAGACGUCACCGAUGGGAAGGGGUUGCUCGGCAGCUCCACGCUGAUGGCAUCCGCAGGCUUGCUCUCGGCGUUGAUCAGCACGCACAAGAAUUGGAAUUCCUGUUGAAGCCUGAAGGAGAAUUAAUUUCUCUCAUGAUGAAUUGCCUGCGCUGUUCCACCAAUCGAAACAUGUCCAGCUGCAUAAGUUUGACAAAUCAUAGCUGCUGUUAUGUCACAAGUUGGAUGACAGUUGUGAUUGAGAUUAUGAGCUACUAUACCAGUUUCAAAUCGAAAUGGAAGGAACUUAUUUGUUCCUCGUAAAAGCAUCAUGGAAGCAAAUUAUAUUUUAAGUUAAUUGCUGCAAAAGCGAUCGAUUAGAAACUUUUUUUUGGAGCAAGACUGCUUUUUGCCUGGGAUCAGGCGUAAGGUGCAGCCUACAUGCACCAUUCUCAUCAUCAAAUAUGUCCAUUUUGUGGGUACUGAUAAUCAACCGCAUCCACUCUGGUACCGUUCCUCUUUUGUUAGACCAUUAGUUACAACAACCUUGGAGCCUCCCAAUCUGUUUGCCAACCUUUUAAACUGACACGUCGGCCCGAACAACAUAUGCUCUGUUGAACUUUCAUAACGACUCAGUGAAGGCGUAAGAUGAACCUGUCAUCUGCACCUCACAUGGGAGCGACAAGGCUAUCACUGUUUUGUUUCUUCAGCUCUGGGUCCGGUCGAGUUCGUCGAGAGAUUAUACUACUAUUCUACAGAAACAUAAGGCUGUGCUCGGAUGCUGCCAAAUUUUUUGUGCCGCCCCAUCAGAACAUCAGCUUCGAACUUUCGAUUCACAGGGUGCAACACGGAGAGCGCACAUGAAAGCUAGCAUACUCGGCCCCGUGGUGUCCAUUUCCAGCACGAGCCUGAAACCGGCCGACCCCUGAAAAGAGGAACCCGGGUGCUGUGCUGUCAUACAGCCGCGGGCCACCGUGAGGAGACGGCAAAAUC